This is a messenger RNA of Mesocestoides corti, 333 nucleotides long. The record is from the annotation of a GenBank genome assembly. Lineage: Eukaryota; Metazoa; Platyhelminthes; Cestoda; Cyclophyllidea; Mesocestoididae.
AUGCUCGCCUAUUCCUGUCGGAAGCCGGAGCGCAUCACAAUCUGCACCAACUGCCAGACCUCCGCCACUACACUUUGGCGAAGAAACGCCGAGGGGGAACCCGUGUGUAACGCUUGUGGACUCUACUUUAAGCUGCACAGGGUAAACCGACCUCUUUCCAUGAAGAAGGAUGCAAUACAAAAAAGGAAACGUGGAAAAAAGAAAUUUGACAAACGGGAGGCGUGUGGUUCCUUUGUGCGACAGGUAGGUGCACUACGUAACGCGCCCUGCGGAAUCUCACUAAAGAGAGAUGACCAAACUUUUAAAAAAUCUUCCGUAGCUGCUGCAUUUUAG